AUGCAGUUUGUCGCCGCUGCGCCCCGGGCGGGGGACCGCCUGGAAACGCUGUCGAUGAACGUGGGUGUGGCGUUUCCCCAUGACUUAUUGGGUCUGAAUGAGAAGUACGAUGAAUUGCUGGUGGACAGUAUUAUUGUGAACACCGUCUUCCUUGAGUACGUCGUGGGGGGCUUUCCCGGCGAGGAGGGCGGCGGGGGCGGGGGCGCGGCGGACCCAAACUACAGCGUGAGCCAGUCCCGCGAGGUUCUUCCCUUCUACCAGGAGGGGGACGAGGCACUGCUGGACUUCCUGACGGAGCGGGCAAAGGAGGGGAACUCGGUGCGGCUCAUUGUGCACGGAAACAAGCGGAUUUGGGUCAAGACAUCUACCGACUUUAACAAUGCCCAUCUGCGGCGCACGGACUUUGCGCAAAGUGGGUCGUCGUUUCCUCCCGCACUGGCGGAUUCCUUGGCCUCGUCCCGCUCGACUGGAAAGGCUGGGGACGAGGCGUACGUGUUGCUUGUCCAGGGCUACGUCCUCUGCAAAAACUGCUUUUAUGGCACGGGGAACGGCUCAGCUGGCCCGCCGCUUGCUGCUUGCUCGCUCCCCACGCUUAACCUUUCGUGGGGGGCGUUUCUGGAGCUUCUGAUUUACGGCUCCGCCUGCUUCUCCCUGGGUUGUGGCCACGACCCGAGCCGUGGGGUAUGUAUCUCGUUCCUCGUGUUUCCGCGCACGAGAGGGGAGGUGACGGUAACCAUCGUGGUGGAGCCGCUCACCGUCUACGACAUUGUCACUCCGCCGGCGACGAUGCCCGCGUGCGCUGACGCCGUUGAGCUGUACCUGACGACUGAGAAGGAGGAGCUGCUGCGGUGCGUCGGGAGCAUGGCGGCCGCCGUCCGAGCCAUGACCGCGGCGCAGGCACAGCUGCAGCAGCAGCAACAGCAACAGCAGAAACCACCCUCACCUCCGCCUCAGCCCUUGCAGCUGCCGCAGACAAAAACUCUUAAGCCUCCUUUUGCUUCGCUGCUGCAUGGGCGCGGUUUGGUGCAGGGGGACGCUGCGGAGUUUGACGCGGAAAUGGGCACUGUGCUUCUGCGACGGGCGGAGGAACUUCUCCGGCUCAUACCGUCCCUACAGAGAGGCGAGGACUUGACGCUUCUGCGCCUCAGUGAAUUGGCGGACCUGAUGGCGGACUUCACGGAGUGGUACAAGCAUGGGAUGCUGCUGGCGGAGCGGCGCAGCGGGCGGCCGCCCCCACUUGUGGAGCUCGCCGCGUUUGAAGACCACAGCUGGGCGUACUGCCCGCAGGACAACAGCGGACUUCGACUAAACGAGCCCAGUUCCCUUGUGGCGCUGGCGCUGCAGGCCUCGAGCCUGUCGCCUGGGGGCCGGCGCGAGUGUCUGCUGGGCCCCGCGGGGAGUGAUCCGCUACCGCUCGCCCCGCCCGCGUCCAAGCAGGGCGCGACGAGUGAGCAGGAGGCCGUCAUGGCCGACAGCGCCGACGGGGACGCCUCCCUCGCCGAGAUGGAGGAGGAGGCGACGCAGGUGUUUCUUGAGGACUCCAUGGCGGUGAUGCUCGGCAUUGAACCCUCUCCGUCGCCGGGCCUUCAGCCCUCCUCCGUCUUUAUUCGCUCUGCGGCGGACGCCUUGGAACUGCUUGCCAACCGCGGCCCCGCGUCGAAGACGGCCUUCAAGCACGCCAUGGACGUCAUUCUCCCCUGGGACAAGGCCGGGGCGACGACGGUGACGGUGGAGGUCAUGUUUCCAGAGCAGUUCGCCGCCCUCCAGUACCUCUACACCGGAGGCCGCACGGAGGAGAUGAUGUUUUCGCUCUCCCGCACCCGCGCCUUUAAGCCGCAGGGAGGGAAGACGAAAUCGGACUUCUUCAUCACGCUCGACCAGCGCUUCCUGAUGAAGCAGCUCAAGCAGGCGGAGCUGAAGCACUUUGCCGAGUUUGGGCCCCACUACUUUUCCCACAUGGCCCACAUGUACGGCCGGCUGGAACGCCGCGGCGAGCACGACGCCGACGCCGUCGCCGCCGCACCGCCCGGGAGCGUGCUCUCUAAAAUUUUUGGCGUAUUUUCAAUACACGUCAAGCGGACGCGGCGGUUUUUGGAAACGCCGGCCGAGGUUCGUUACUACGCCUUGAUGGAAAACGUCUUCUUCGCCCGCCGGGCAGACGUCAUGUACGACCUGAAGGGCAGCCAACGCAACCGCACGGCGGUGGAGGGGUCGUCGGUGCUCCUCGACCAGGACCUCGUCGGCACGCUGCAAAAAGGGGUCUUCUUCUACUGCACAAACGACGCGAAGAGUCUUCUCAUGGACAGCUUGACGAGCGAUGUCCAGCUGCUCGCGGCGGCGUCCAUCAUGGACUACUCCCUCGUCGCCGCACUCAGCGAGGCGGACCGCCAGCUUUCGCUCGGCGUGAUCGACUACCUCCACCCCUACACCGGCGCGAAGGUGCUGGAGUCGAAGGUGAAGGCCGGGAUCGACACGGUGCUCGGGCACGCCGGCCGCGACCCCACGAUCAUCGACCCCGCCAGCUACCGAAUGCGCUUCACGCGGCGGCUCGGGGGCUACUUUUGCGGCGUUCCCGACAAGGGGUUCGCCGCCCGACGCGCCAUGGCGAAGGACAACCGCCGCAGCACCUAUUAG
This is a messenger RNA of Trypanosoma conorhini, 2634 nucleotides long. Its product is annotated as putative phosphatidylinositol (3,5) kinase. Gene Ontology annotation, biological process: phosphatidylinositol phosphate biosynthetic process. Gene Ontology annotation, cellular component: endosome membrane. Lineage: Eukaryota; Euglenozoa; Kinetoplastea; Trypanosomatida; Trypanosomatidae. The coding region runs from base 1 to 2634 and encodes 877 amino acids. Gene Ontology annotation, molecular function: 1-phosphatidylinositol-3-phosphate 5-kinase activity. The transcript has a single exon. The record is from RefSeq and is a predicted model, not a curated record.